CAUCAUAAACUAACCACUCUACUUUCAAUUUGACAUCUGAACUUUACUUGGUAACAAACUCUCUAAUGGCUAUGGCUUUCAAGAUGGCUAUGACGGGAAUGUGGGUGACAGAAGAAUGCAAGAAUUCAUUCAUGGAGAUGAAAUGGAAGAAGGUACAUCGAUACAUCGUGUUCAAAUUCGAUGAGGGCUUAAAGCAGCUCACUGUCGACAAGGUCGGUGGCCCAGCUGAGGGCUAUGACGACCUAGCGGCAGCCUUACCAGAGGAUGAUUGCCGCUACGCUGUCUUUGACUUCGAUUUUGUCACUGUCGACAAUUGUCGGAAGAGCAAGAUCUUCUUCAUUGCAUGGGCGCCAAGUGCAUCCAGAAUUAGGGCAAAAAUGUUGUACGCGACAUCGAAAGAUGGAUUAAGAAGGGCAUUAGAGGGCAUCCACUAUGAAGUUCAAGCAACUGAUCCAACUGAGAUGGGAUUUGAUGUCAUCAAGGAUAGACUUAAAUAAUUAAUUAUCCUAACUCUUCUUACCCUAAUCACACCCUUACAAUCACUUUUACCAACUUAUAUUACUCGCUAAUAUAAUCACAUAUUUAUAAAUGUGAUCAAAUUAGGGUAUCAACUUAUAAAAAAUGAAUAAAUAGGUGAUGAUGUGUGUAUCAUCUUGUUUUUGAGUUGAUGGCGUCAUUGUAGUUUUGUUGACAGCACAUUACAUU
This is a messenger RNA of Salvia hispanica, 705 nucleotides long. RefSeq names its product actin-depolymerizing factor 5-like. The record is from RefSeq and is a predicted model, not a curated record. Lineage: Eukaryota; Viridiplantae; Streptophyta; Magnoliopsida; Lamiales; Lamiaceae. Gene Ontology annotation, molecular function: actin binding. Gene Ontology annotation, biological process: actin filament depolymerization. Gene Ontology annotation, cellular component: actin cytoskeleton.